This is a messenger RNA of Aricia agestis (brown argus), 629 nucleotides long. RefSeq names its product transcription elongation factor SPT4 (gene spt4). Gene Ontology annotation, molecular function: RNA polymerase II complex binding; zinc ion binding. Bases 116 to 466 code for a protein of 116 amino acids. Gene Ontology annotation, cellular component: DSIF complex; nucleus. NCBI's taxonomy places the organism in Eukaryota, Metazoa, Arthropoda, Insecta, Lepidoptera, Lycaenidae. The record is from RefSeq and is a predicted model, not a curated record. The transcript has 4 exons. Gene Ontology annotation, biological process: regulation of transcription elongation by RNA polymerase II; chromatin organization; positive regulation of DNA-templated transcription, elongation.
UGCUGGCUGCUGAUGCGCGAUUUUAUCUUACAUUAUUGUACAUUAUACAUUUUUUUAUAAAAAUAAGAUUAAAAAUAAAUGCUUUUAUAAUUUCAUCUAAAAUAGAUUUAUCAAUAUGUCCUUAGACACUGUACCGAAGGAUCUGCGAGGUUUAAGAGCUUGUCUAGUAUGCUCCCUAAUAAAGACAUUCGAUCAGUUCGAGUAUGACGGCUGCGAUAAUUGCGAUGAAUUUCUUCGGUUAAAAAAUAACAAGGACAAUGUUUAUGACUGUACAAGCAACAACUUUGAUGGAAUGAUUGCUGUCAUGAGCCCUGAAGACAGCUGGGUGUGCAAAUGGCAAAGAAUAAGUCGAUUCUGCAAAGGAGUCUAUGCCAUUUCUGUAUCUGGAAGACUUCCAGCAGGUGUGAUGAGGGAAAUGAAAAGCCGUGGGAUUUUGUACAGACCCAGAGACACGAGUCAGAGAUAAUUUAAGAUUGAUUUCACUAUACAUAAUAUAAUACCUAAGUAUUACAAAAAAAUAUCAACAUAAAUUUGCUUCUUAGAAAUUGCUAUUUUUCGCACCUAUUAUACAUUGGAGUUCAGGCGCGGUUCGAAGGGGGGGGUGACAGGGGACAUGACCCCCCCCCAAA